Messenger RNA from Lathyrus oleraceus (garden pea), 594 nucleotides. RefSeq lists its product as uncharacterized. The record is from RefSeq and is a predicted model, not a curated record. Bases 1 to 594 code for a protein of 197 amino acids. Lineage: Eukaryota; Viridiplantae; Streptophyta; Magnoliopsida; Fabales; Fabaceae. The transcript has a single exon.
AUGGGUAAUAUUGCCACCUGCUAUAACUGUAGAGAGCAAGGUCACAUUAGUACUAAUUAUAUGAAGCCUAAGAAGGAUCAGUUAAGGGGAAAGGUAUUUGCAUUGUUUGGUCUUGAGACUACUAGUACAGACAAGUUAAUUCAAGGUACAUGUUAUAUUAAUAGUAUUCCUCUAAUUGCUAUUAUUGACACUAGUACAACAUAUUCUUUCAUUUCUUUUGAUUGUGAUAAGCGAUUGGGUUUUAAGUUAUUGUCCAUGGUCGGGAGUAUAAUUGUUGUCACUCCGGCUCUAGGUCCAAUGACUACUUCUCUAGUUUGUUUUAAUUGUCCAUUAACUAUCUAUGGUAAGAACUUUGGGAUUGAUUUAGUUUGUCUACCCCUGAAUAAACUUGAUGUUAUCCUUGGGAUGAGUUUGUUGGAGUUCAACCAUGUGCAUAUCAACUGUUACAACAAAUUUAUGUCGUUCCAUGAAAUCAAUGAAGAUGAGAGAGUGUUUGUGAUGGCUAAGCAAGUGAAUGAGGUUGUGAAUAAUGGGGUACAGGCGUUCGUGAUAUUAGCAUCUAUAAGUGUAGAAGUCAGGGCGGUGAUUAAUUAG